Messenger RNA from Scophthalmus maximus (turbot), 1824 nucleotides. It is a transcript of the gene wdr77, whose product is annotated as WD repeat domain 77. Gene Ontology annotation, biological process: oocyte axis specification. The record is from RefSeq and is a predicted model, not a curated record. Gene Ontology annotation, cellular component: methylosome. The coding region runs from base 473 to 1486 and encodes 337 amino acids. Lineage: Eukaryota; Metazoa; Chordata; Actinopteri; Pleuronectiformes; Scophthalmidae. Gene Ontology annotation, molecular function: protein binding. The transcript is spliced from 10 exons.
AGCGGUCAGUAACCAGCAAUAGCACCACCUUUCACAGAGAAGGUCACAAAGUGCUUUACAAGAAUGCAAAAGGAUGCAAUGAUGCACAUUGACACUCAGACCAAAAGAAAUAGCAGAUACGCUCCAACACAGUGGAUGGCGCUAAUGAGCCGUUUUUCAUAUAAAUCAACAACAAAAAAAAGAAGAGGAGGAAGAAAGAGACCCGGAACAGGAAGUGUGUGUUCACCGGUCCCAUGCGUUGCUGGUUGCCGUUCACCCGCUCAUUCAUUUUUCCUUAACAACAACUUCAGCAACACUCCACUCCUCCUUCUCUCUGCGGCAAACACACACCGUCGUGGGGUUUUUUUUACGUCCAGUUACGAUCUCUCCAGAGAGACGACCAAAGACGAACACGGUCAGGCUGCUUGGCGGACCGAGAGAACCGCGCGGACGCUAUUCUCCAACCCACGAGCAGGUCGAGUGCGAUAUCUGGAUGAAAAGUGCGGUGGACACGAGCAUGAUGAAGGAGAACCGGUGGAACAUCCCCCCCAACGCCCCGGCGUGUAUGGAGAAGCAGCUGUGCUCGGCUCAGUACAGAGCAGAUGGCAGCCUGCUGCUCGGUGCCUCCAGCCUCACUGGCAGGAGCUGGCAGGGAUCAGUGUGGAUCUACAGUGACCCCCAGCAGGCCCCCAAUGAGGGAUUCUGCAAGGCCGGCGUGCAGACUGAGGCUAGUGUCACAGACGUGAAAUGGCUGAAAGAGAAGGGUGUUGUUGUCGCGUCAGACUCAGGUGCCCUGGAGCUGUGGGAGCUGGCGGAGGACGAGGGCCUGCUCGUGAAUCGCUUCACCAAACAGGAGCACGACCACAUCGUCACCACAGUGAGCCCCGUAGCUGGAGGGAGCAGCGCCGUCACUGGCAGCAUGGACUGCAGAAUCAAAGUGUGGGAUCUCAGUGAGGAGACAGUUGUCACUACUUACAACGUGCACACACAGCCGGUCACAUGUGUUGCCUGCAGUCCCACAGACGAGUCUCUCUUCAUCUCAUGUGGUCAAGAUGGCCGUGUGCUGAUGUGGGACAGGAGGAAGCCAAACAAACCUGCAACAAGAAUAGAUGUAGACGCCCCCGGCUGCUCACCUACAACUGUAGCUUGGCACCCCCACCACAGAAGCACCAUUGCUUUUGGUGAUGAGCUGGGUAGAGUGACUGUGAAGGAUUUCCUGGGAACAGAGCCGGGCCGGGUGGAGAACAUUCACAGCCGCAGAGUCAAUGCGCUCGCCUUCUCCACACAUAGUGCCCCCUUGCUUGCUGCGGUUAGUGAUGACUGCUCCCUUGUUGUGUUGAACUCUGAACUGGGAGAAAUACUGAGAGAUCGCAGACACCAGGACUUUGUCAAAGGUGUGUCCUGGCUCCACGGUGGCUCUAACACUCUGACGACCGUAGGUUGGGAUCAUCUUGUGCUUCACCACACGGUGGGUCCUGCUUCCGAAGCUCCAAACUCCGCCUCUUAGACCCCAACAGAUGGUCACACACCUUGGAAGAGCAUGAUUCAAACAUAUUAAACCUGCCCCAUAUUUGCUAGGGGUGUCUCUAAAAAAAGUUGAAUCCAAUAUGUCAGAGAGGAAAGAUGGAUUGAAGUGUUUCAUUGUCAUCCAGCACUUUAGAAAUGUGCAUAAUAUUUGGCCUUUUUGCUCUUCACCUCUCCUGGCCAUGGUGUAUUUCUGCUUUUCUCUCUCUCUCUCGCCACUCCUUUCAUACUGUAAAGCAUUUCCAUUCAUGUGUAAUUACACUUGAGGCAACCCAUUUGUAUUGCAUAAUUUUACAUUAAAGGUAACUUAAUGUUGUGAUA